AUGGGAGAUCAUGGAAAUGAAGAUGGACAGGACUGGACCCGUUCUUUUGCAGGAAUGGCUACCGAGCCUUUCGAGAGGGAGGUUGCGGAACUGCUGAUGAGCCCUUUGGAUUCGGACGAUAUUGAGGUCAAGCCAGACGGAUUGCUCUAUCUGCCAGAAAUCAAAUACCGAAGAAUCUUGAACAAAGCAUUCGGUCCUGGAGGAUGGGGAUUGGCACCGAGAAGCGAGCACUCUAUUUCACCCAAGACUAUUUCGCGUGAAUAUGCGCUGAUCUGCAGGGGUCGAUUUGUCAGUACGGCUCGUGGAGAACAGGAUUACUUUGACCCCAACAACCUUGCCACAGCAACAGAGGGCUGCAAAUCCAACGCAUUAAUGCGAUGCUGCAAGGACCUCGGCAUUGCUUCGGAGCUCUGGGAUCCAUCGUUCAUCCGCAAGUUCAAGAAGCAACACUGCGAGGAAGUAUUUGUUGAGAACGUUGUGACGAAGAAGAAGAAGAAGUUGUGGAGACGCAAGGAUGGGGCCGACUUUGGUAAGGCUUGUUGA
This is a messenger RNA of Gamsiella multidivaricata, 543 nucleotides long. RefSeq names its product mitochondrial genome maintenance MGM101. Lineage: Eukaryota; Fungi; Mortierellomycota; Mortierellomycetes; Mortierellales; Mortierellaceae. Gene Ontology annotation, biological process: interstrand cross-link repair; recombinational repair. Gene Ontology annotation, molecular function: single-stranded DNA binding. Gene Ontology annotation, cellular component: mitochondrial chromosome; mitochondrial nucleoid. Bases 1 to 543 code for a protein of 180 amino acids. The record is from RefSeq and is a predicted model, not a curated record. The transcript is spliced from 4 exons.